GCGAUUCAUUCCAAACUUAAAAAUCACUGUUAUUGAUUUACUCUAUUCUAUACUAUUUUCAUAUAGAAAGAUAUUCGGCUACGGAAACCUGGCCAUUCAUGUUUUUUAUAAUCCCAAAUUAUCGCCAUUUCGCAUAGAAAAACAUGACUUCGAAUGGCCGCGCAGCGCCCGUCGUCAUCGCGGGAGAUACAGCUGCAGUCUCGCCCACCCGGCAGACGCCCGAUUCUAUUGUCGUAAAGGGAUUUAAGAUUUCGACUCAGAAGCUCCCCAUACUCAAGGCAGAGCCCAUUGAAACUAUGACAAAAGAUCUUGGCAUCGCUCCUCCAGAAAUGAUAUUUGGCGAUAACUUUGUUUCGAUUGAACACGAAAAAAGUGGAUGGAAAAUCAAUUUUAACGCAUUUGAUGCGUUAGACCACGUGGAUAAGACUGGAGAGUCUAUGCUCAAGGUAGCGUAUUCAAGAGAAUGGCAAAAGAGCAGAGAGACAACUCACGAAGGUAUAAAGGAGGUUGUCAAGCCAUUUGACUGGUCGUAUAGUACAGACUACAAAGGAACCGUUUUGUUUGCCCAAGGUCACGACUUUGAAGAGGCCUCAACUCCUAUACCGAUAGAAUUACUUAAACGCCCCGACCCAAUAUUGUUCUUCGACGACGUAGUACUAUACGAAGACGAGCUGGCCGAUAACGGGAUUACUAUGCUGUCAUGCAAAAUCCGUGUUAUGCCAGACAGACUUCUCCUUCUGUCAAGGUUUUUCAUGAGAUUGGACAACGUUCUCUUUCGGCUUCGGGAUACAAGGGUCUAUGUCGACUUUGACACGUCCGAAAUAAUAAGAGAGUAUCAGGCCAGAGAAUGUGAAUAUGAGACAGUCCGGCAGAACUUGGCCAGCUCACGAGAUGAUAUACCAGCGAUCAUGAGAGACGCCAACAGACUUUCUGAACUUCUCCCCGUAAUAGAUAAGCGACUAGAGCGAGUCGUUCUCGGUGAAUAAUUCAAAAAGGCGAAAUCGUAUUCGUACUUCGACUACAUACUUUACCGAGCAUAAAGGUGCGAGGGACUGCUCGGCGGCUUGAAGACACUCGGAAGCAACCUAUAUUCAGACGCUCAUCUGCAAUCCUUUUACUGAUACUAGGAUUAUUAAGGACGAUGGGUACCUGUUGGUGUCCAGGUACAUAAACCGGCGCCGCUUCCCACGCUUGGUUAGCUAGUAACUCCCCGACCCAUUGGUAUGGUACCCUACACGGCAACAUUAGGUUGAUUUCCUUUGACCGGCCAAUGAAGCAAUAAGGCCAAAGUUCAGUGGGAGAGCUUAACCCCCUGUGUGUAAAUACAUACGAUAGAGCAGACAUCUUUUCCUUGAGAAAUCAAAGCCAGCUAGCAGUUGGACCUACCUUGACUUCUUC
Molecule: messenger RNA, 1398 nt
Organism: Aspergillus versicolor CBS 583.65
Lineage: Eukaryota; Fungi; Ascomycota; Eurotiomycetes; Eurotiales; Aspergillaceae
Product: TIP41 family protein
Exons: 3
Coding region: 144-986 (280 amino acids)
Biological process (GO): TOR signaling
Cellular component (GO): cytosol
Source: RefSeq, a predicted model, not a curated record